Temnothorax curvispinosus is the source of this 275-nucleotide messenger RNA. Its product is annotated as protein ALP1-like. The record is from RefSeq and is a predicted model, not a curated record. NCBI's taxonomy places the organism in Eukaryota, Metazoa, Arthropoda, Insecta, Hymenoptera, Formicidae. The transcript has 2 exons. The coding region runs from base 9 to 224 and encodes 71 amino acids.
UUCAGGAGAUGUUUCACCGCAUCGGAAAGUUACCGCAUGUAAUAGGAGCUAUAGAUGAAACAAACAUUCCAAUUAAGGCGCCAAAGGUAGACGCACGCUUUUACAUAAGUAAAGAUAAGGAAUAUGCCAUAACAUUGCAAGCAGUGUGUGAUGCGGAACUUCGAUUCUUAGACUGCUUUGCUGGAUUUGCUGGAUCAGUGGGAGAUCGGCGUGUUUUGAAGUGAAACUUCUUUAGGCACGGUAGUGAAUUCGAUUUGCGACACGAAAAAAUGUAA